AUGCAUUCGCCUGGAACAAAACAAAUAGUUAAUAGUUAUAUAAGAAGUACUGACUUAAGUAAAUGGCGACUAAAAGUUAAACAUGGUAGACAGACAUGGCAUUAUAUAGAUGAUGAUGAAGAAGUUAAAAAUUGGCCCCAAUCUAUCAUUGAAAAGUAUUGGAUUGGAUUACCUUUAGAAUCGAAAACAUUGGCAAAGCCAAGAACAGCUUUUGAAGCUGCCCAGAAUGGGUUCGAAUUUUAUAAACAAUUACAAGCCUCUGAUGGACAUUGGUCAGGAGCAUGUGAGGGGCCAAUGUUUUUAUUACCGGGACUUAUUAUCACAAUGUAUAUUACGCAUAUUCCUAUCCCAGAAGCCUGGAGAAUCGAAAUUAUUCGAUAUUUGGUAAAUAAAGCAAAUCCUGUUGACGGUGGAUGGGGAUUGCACAUUGAACAUCAUUCAACGGUAUUUGGAACUGCUUUGAAUUAUGUUGUGCUUCGUAUAUUAGGUCUUGAUCCUGAUCAUCCGGUAAUGAUAAAAAGUAGAAUAACUUUGCACAAACUUGGAGGUGCAAUUUGUGCGCCUACAUGGGGAAAAUUUUGGCUUGCAUGUUUAAAUGUAUAUGACUGGGAGGGGCUUAAUCCAAUUACACCAGAACUAUGGCUUCUUCCACACUUUGUACCGUUUCAUCCAAGUCGUUUUUGGAUUCAUACUCGUGCAGUGUAUCUCCCAAUGGGAUACAUUUAUGGACUUAGAUUAACUGCCGAAGUUACUCCAUUAAUCGAGCAACUUAGACAGGAAUUAUAUGUUCAACCAUUUGAUACAAUUAAUUGGUCUAGAGCCCGAAAUAAUAUUGCAGAAGUUGACCUCUAUACUCCGCAUAGCAAACUAUUAAAAUUUUGCAAUUUUAUAUUAAAUAUUUAUGAAAAAUCUCCUUAUUUUCUUGGACUCCGAGAAGUUGCUAUUCAAGAGAGUUAUGAAUUAAUUAAAUAUGAAGAUGAAAAUACGGAUUAUAUUGGUGUUGCAGCUGUUAACAAAAUAAUGCAUGUUAUUUGUAUAUAUCACGAAGAGGGGCCAGAUUCUGAAUCAUUCAAGCUUGCUAAAGAAAGAAUAAAUGAUUUUAUGUUAGCCCCAGAAGGAAUGUUAAUGGCUGGUUCGGAUGGUGCUCAGGUUUGGGAUACUGCGUUUACAGCCAUUGCCGUAAAUGAAGCAGGACUAGCUGAUGAUCCCUCAAAUCAUCAAUCAAUGAUAAAUGCACUCGAAUUUUUAGACGAUGCACAAAUAAAAAAGAAUCCUAAAGAUCCUGAAAGAUGUUAUCGUGAUAACACAUUAGGUGCUUGGGCUUUUAGUACUCGUCAACAGGGAUAUUUUGUUACAGAUUGUACUGGUACAAGUCUCGAAGCCGUACUUAAUCUUCAAAAAAAACUUGGUUACACACCGGAUUUAAUAUCUAAAGAACGACUUUGUCAAGCUGUUGAUCUAUUAUUAUCUAAUCAAGGUGUCGAUGGAGGAUUUGCAUCUUAUGAGCGCACUAGAGGUCCUAAAUUUCUUGAAUGGUUAAAUCCUGCGGAAAUUUUUGGAAAUAUUAUGAUUGAAUAUAGUUAUCCAGAAUGUACAUGUAGUGUCGUAACAGCUCUAAAUACUUUCCAGAAAUGGUAUCCUGAUUAUAGGGCUGCUGAAAUUAGGCAAGUUUCUAAAAAAGCAAUUACAUACUUACAUAAUGUUCAAGAUGAAAAUGGUGGCUGGUAUGGUUCUUGGGGUAUUUGUUAUACAUAUGCAGCUAUGUUUGUUAUGCAAUGUCUUGAAAUAUUUGGUGAAACAUAUGAAAAUAGCGAAGUAAUUAAAAAAGGAUGCGACUUCUUAAUUUCUAAACAGAAGGAUGAUGGUGGUUGGGGCGAAUCCUAUAAGACAUGUGAGGCAAUGACUUAUAUACACCAUGAAAACUCACAAGUUGUAAAUACUGCUUGGGCAGUGCUUGCUUUAAUGGCAGGCAAAUAUCCAAAUGAGGAACCAAUUAGACGUGGUAUUCAGCUUAUCGCAUCACGACAAUUGCCAACAGGUGAAUGGAAGCAAGAGGCUAUAGAAGGAACAUUUAAUAAGAAUUGUGCAGUUAGAUACCCAAAUUAUAAAUAUAUUUUUACUAUUUGGGCAUUAGGCAAAUAUGCCGAAAUUUAUAAUAAUCCUAUAUUUUCUUGGAGAAAAGAAAGAAUGGCAAAAAC
This is a messenger RNA of Racocetra persica, 2198 nucleotides long. The record is from the annotation of a GenBank genome assembly. NCBI's taxonomy places the organism in Eukaryota, Fungi, Glomeromycota, Glomeromycetes, Diversisporales, Gigasporaceae.